GGUGCAAGGAAAGUUGGGCAUCUCCAGCAGAGCAGGCUGAGUAUCCUUCUCUCACUGUUUCCCUAAUCUUUACUCUCCCUCGUCAAGCUUUUUAAUCCACCAAAAAGCUCUUUGGAAUAUAACACAGUUAAAAGAGCUGGGUUCUUUUUUUCUUUUCGUAUCCCACUACUUGUUAUGUGAUCAUCACUACUGAGACUUUUGUGUGCUGACUAAAGUUGAAGAAUAGCACGAGUGUGAGAUUGUGUUUGGUGGAAGAUGAAGCCGAGCAGAGGAUGAAGCUGUUAAAGAUGGUUGGAAUUGGAGUCCCAUAUCGGUUAAUUAAGGGGUUGAUUAUGGGUUUAUAAGUAAGGAAUACAUAUUCAUCAGUAUGAGGUCUUGGUUUUGAUUACCUUGCUAUGCAUUCUCUCUGUGGAUCAUGUUGUUUUCGAGUUUCCUUGAGACAAUUUGUGGGCAUUGAUGGUUCUGGCUUGAACUGUCAUCUAGUCUCCCAUGAUGAAAAAUGUCUCUGCAACUAGUUUCGACUGUAUUUGGUCGUUUAAGGAAAGUGGUGGCAGUGUAUGUAGCUGACUAUGUUCUUCCAUUGUUCUCAUCCUGUAUCUUGUGUUGGGAAAUGGCGGCUGGAGCUCACUCCACCAAAAAUUUCAAUGUAUUUGAACACGAUGUAGUAGUAUCAAAAUAAAGCAAGUUACUUUUUGUGGAGAAAAACGCUUCCAACCCCAUUAAUUCCUUUACAUAAUUCGUUUUGUGGGUGUUUCGAGAUAGGAAAGAGUUCGCAGAAGAUUAGGGAAAAGGUGUACCAGAAAUAGGAACAUUUUGAUGAGAAAAUUUGGUUCCACUUUCCAUUUUAGACCGCAGCGGCAGACAAAUUCAAGGGUUUCUCAGAAGAAUCGUUAGAGACCAGUGGAAGAGCAGAACUGUAGAAUGCCAGAGGUUUGGUGUACUCUGAAGAGAUCACUAUCCUGCACCAAAUCAUUCCUUUGUGAUGUUCAUGUUCCAGAAGCCAUUAGUGAUUCAAACUCCAAGGAAAGAACAGACCGAGAUUCAUCUGGUUGUUUAAGGUCUAAAUCUAACCUCAGAGACAUCAUUUGUGGAAGCAAAAGACACUCGCAGAAGCCAUCUCCAAGCUCCAGCUCCAGAUCAAUGGCGAACAGUGAAGUUCUCCUCACCAUGACCCAUGAAAUUGAAGCACAAACUAAAACGGAUAGCUUCUCUGUUCCCCACGAAGAAAAAACCAGUCUUGAACUCCAUAAAACCUCUGUUACAAGAAAUGGGCAUGCCACUUCUGCAACUUACGACAGAAUUAACCAAUUCCACGAUGGUUCUGAAUUGAUUUGUCAAGAAUGUGGUGGGCUUUUUAAGAAUUCGGAUGCCAUGGAGUCCCAUCAUCUUUCCAAGCAUGCCGUCAGAGAAUUAGCGCAGGAGGAUUCAUCCUGGAAAGUGAUAGAAUUAAUCUGCCAAAGAACUUGGCCAAUGUCAAAAUCCCACCACAUUGAGAAUGUUUUCAAAGUCCGCAAUUCCCCAAGAACUCUGUCUCUGUUUGAAGAGUACAGAGCAACGGUGAAAAGCAAAGCGAGCAAACUGGAGCAGCAAAACCCACGUUGUUUAGUCGACGGAAACGAGCUCUUGAGGUUCUAUGGCACGACGAUUGCUUGCCCAUUAGCAGCGGCAAAUGGGUCUCAGAUUUUAUGCAAUUUGGAUAGCUGUGGAGUUUGCCAAAUUUUAAGACAUGGGUUUAAUAAAGGCGUAUUUACAUGCUCAACAAGUGGAAGAGCCUUCGAAUGUAUUGAGAUGAAUGAAGAAGAUAUGGGCGGCUUAAGAAGAGCCUUAAUGGUGUGCAGAGUGAUUGCAGGGAGGGUCUGUGGUGGAUGCAAGGAGGAAGAUGAAAUGAACGCCAAUUCUGGUUCUGGGUUCGAAUCGUCGAGUGGGAAAACGGGACAGAAUUCAAAACAGGAAGAAUUGUUUGUGUUCAAUCCUGAAGCUGUACUUCCUUGUUUCGUGGUAACUUACAGACGGUGAUUAGGAAAAAUUAGGCAUUUGUAUGUCUUAUGAGUUUCUUCUGAUGAUUAUUGAAUACGAAUUUGAUCCGA
Cucurbita maxima (winter squash) is the source of this 2087-nucleotide messenger RNA. RefSeq lists its product as uncharacterized. The record is from RefSeq and is a predicted model, not a curated record. The transcript is spliced from 3 exons. Lineage: Eukaryota; Viridiplantae; Streptophyta; Magnoliopsida; Cucurbitales; Cucurbitaceae. Bases 922 to 2016 code for a protein of 364 amino acids.